Messenger RNA from Lingula anatina, 6656 nucleotides. RefSeq lists its product as uncharacterized. Gene Ontology annotation, cellular component: nucleus. Lineage: Eukaryota; Metazoa; Brachiopoda; Lingulata; Lingulida; Lingulidae. The record is from RefSeq and is a predicted model, not a curated record.
UCUACACGUUUUAUUCAAAGCUUGUGACUCAAUAGAUUCAUCAACUUCAAAGUGUCUCCAUGCACACAAUCUUUUACAAGAGCGUACUAAGGGGCACUAGUGUUACGGACAGAGCAGGCCAACUUUCCCCUAGAGAAAGUAAAGUUUGUGAAUGUGUGCAGGAUUCGUUCAUGGCAACCACAUUUGGUGGUCUUUUCACUAUGAGUGAACCACAGAGCAAUAAAAAACUCAGUGUCUGUGGUUUCUGUAAGAGAGGAGUGGAGGUGUCUGCGGUGUGUGGUGAACUUUGUACUUCUAAUGUUUGCAGCGCUCACAAGAAGUGUAUGCAAUACAGUGCCAACUUGAGCCAGUAUAAAGAAGAAUUUGCCUUUGGUGGGUUUAAUAUUGAUGAAGUGUUGACUGAAAUAAGACGAGGACGGUCUUUGAAAUGCAGAAUAUGCCUUAAAACUAAAGGCUUAAAGAAAAAGAAGAAACCUGAACUAAAUGGAGCCACUGCUGGCUGUGCUAUCAAUAGCUGCAAGAUGACUUACCAUUUCUACUGUGCAGCACAGGAUCCCAUUGUUAUAACAAGAAGGUUUGUGGAAAAAAAUUCAAGUGGAAAGGAGAUAGUAAAGUAUAGGGUUUUCUGUAAUCAAGCACACUUGGAUAGCUAUAACAACAAUAAAGGCCAGAAUUCAUGUUCUGACAUAGAAGAUGGUGACAGUGAAGACAUAGAAGAUGGUGACAGUAAAGACAUAGAAGAUGGUGACAGUGAAGACAUAGAAGAUGGAGACUAUAAAGAUUUUAUAUGUAAAAAUCACAAAAAUAUAAAUGAAGAAAAAGAAGAUGAAAAACAACAAAGUGUCAUGUUCGGAGAUUUGUCAUCAAAUUCUUCUAGUUUUGACGAGGAUGAGGUGUCUGCAAACAACAUUCAGUCACAAGGGAGCUCUGCAAGAAAACUCGUCAUUCCAGUUACUAGAGUGAAACUAGAAAAUGUUCUCUCAGAAGCCAAAGAAAGUUUUUGCCAGUCUUUCCAACAAACUGAGAUGUACAUAGACAGAAAAGAAAUGCCAAUUUCAUCACAAUGGGAAAACAAAAACACAGUGGUUCAAGAGAAUCCCUCGCUGAGCAGUCAGGCUGUGGAAAUUCCUGAUGCCACUUUGUACAUAGUGGAAUGUGACAUCACAUCUCCAGAAGCCCGAAGGAUAAUCAAGAGUCUUGAGCUUUAUAAUACUGCUGAAGCACCAUCUAUUGUGUGGAAUAGCUCUUUUGGCCACCAUGCUUUCAAAGCAAAAGAAGUGCUACAUUAUCUGCUGGAAGUUUCAUCAGUAUUAAAAAACAUGUUUGAAGCCUCAACUGAAGAAAAACUGCUCUUCCAUGAAGAUUUAGAGUCAUUACUUUUGCACCUUAAAAACGAGAAAGUGCAUUUUUUUAGAAAGUUGGUCCAACAUAAUAGUAGUCUUCCAGAGGCAACUCAGCAAAGGGUUACAGAGGGGUAUCGCGGAGCAGUUCGGGACAAUGUGAGGGCAACACAGAGAAACCUUGGUUAUGAAGACAUGGCAAAAUAUGUGAUAAUGCGACCAAAGAGGAAGUCAUCAGGCCACACAGAUUUCAGAGUCCAUGUCUUACAGCUGAAAUUGAAUGAUUUCACAGACCCUGACAGAGUUAUUCGUCUAGGUCUCACUGAGCAUGUGCAGCCUCACAUGCAUGUGAUGGCUGACCUGCAGUCACUGUUUAGAUCCAGACAAGAGAACAUUUCAGAGGAACGCCAGCAAAUUUAUGAUCUCUCAGAAUGUUCUUGCAUCAAACAAUGGCUCCUUGCUGAAACUGAUAGCAAAUUCCAGGUCAUUUGCUAUCCACAAGAAGUUGUUUUACAAGAUGGUGAGAAGGUCUGUGUCAUCAGUAUGCUGAAGUCAAAACUGAGAGCUUUGUCAAAUGUAAACUCCUUUCAGAACAUUCUGUUUCUGCUGGGCCCUGUAGACAAAGAGGUUAUCAACUAUGCAGUAUACUGCAGGAAGGUCCUGAGGAUGGUGUUGCAGAAAUGUACACCCUCCACCACCACCUCCAACACCACCCCUGCAACCACAUCGAUCUAUUGUGUCAUUGACAUUAGUGGACCAGGCUGUCACCAUUUGAGAGAUGAAAUCCUUCCAGUUCUCAGGGAAGAUGCUCGACAAUUCUCAUUCCUCACUUGGUCAAAUCCAGAACAGGCACCUGUGUCUUGUCUUAUUGUGAAGGUUGUCAGGAAAACAGAAGCAAUAGAUUCCCAUGUGUUGAAUACUGACAAACCUGAACAGACUGCCAGGAAGAGACUACACUUAGGGGGUUCUUCUGAGAAGCCAACAAAGAAAAAGCACAAGAUGUAACAUUUUUAUGUCAUUAAUAAGAAGGCUUUGCUGGUAAAGUUGGAUUCUCAGUCAGACAUGAUAAUGAAAAUUUGGAUGGUAUGGUAUGGUAUGGUAACUGUGUAAAACAACAUGAACUGCCACAGUGGCAUUGAUAAGUGUCAACACGCUGAUUGUCACUUCUCAUGGAAGAGAAAAAUAGUAGUAAAAAAAUCUGAUGUCCUUCUCAUGGUAGGUUGAACAGAAUGAUAUAAUACUUCAUCUUUUGUAUUUUGUUUUAUCCAAUCAGACAAUAUAGUACAAUUUUCUUUGUCUAAUUUUGUUUAAAAUCAUUGUCUUUUAUGUCUAUGUUCUCAGAAAGCUACAGUUUUGAUGAAACUUUUGUCACCUGGUUUUGAAAUCAUAUCUUUAUUUUCUGAUUUUUUUUACCUUAGCAAUGUUUUGAUAGGCAUUCUUAUAACCUUUUUCUUAUUGUAUAAAAAAUUACCUUUUUGUAGCAUCACUUUUUGACAAAAUAUCAAGAGGCUCUUAAGUAAAUGCUAAGAGAAAGGGAGAAUAACUGGGAGAUUGAAUGGAGAAUAAAUGGCUCUCUCUCUCUCUCUAAUAAAUGCUAAGACAAAUGGAGAAUAAUGGGGAGAGCAGUGAAUUGGGUAUUGUCAGCAUGAACAAAGAAAAGUAUGUGAUCUUUCCAUUUCAGUCUGUUUUUCCAGCUUAUAUGAAAUACCCAGCAUGUUCAAAAGCACAUAGAGUACUGCAGUUGCUUUUAAUUAAUGCCACUGUGAGAUAUAAUAACUUAUUCAGCUUGUAACGUUAAAUGUUAACAUUGUGUGCUGUCUGUGCUACUUCUAAUACUUCAGUUUGCUUGUGCACACAUUUUUAAUGGCCAGUUUAUUAAUAAGCUCAGAGAUUGCUUAGUCUCAAUUUAGGUUGCUUAAUCUCAGUUUAGAGAGGGCAUUAAUCUGUUUGCUUGUGGCAUUCAUUUUUAGAUAUUUUCAAGAUUAUAGGAAUUUGUUAAGUCUAGGACCAAAGUUAGCAAUAUUUAUCUGCUAGUGUCUUUUUGUGAAGUAUCAAUCUCAUCUUCAAUAUUCUAGGGACCCACUUUCUCCUGAAGGUUAAAGCAUUGUAAUGGACAGUAAAGAUUGCUUAUUGAGUUUUAGAGAAACAGCACUUGAUCUGUACACUAGAGAUAUAUCAAAAACAAUUUUUCCAUGCUUGACAAUUGUAUGCCACUUGUGUCCAUGUCCAUGUGUUUGAUCCAUUUACUACCUGUCCUCUGCUCAAUGUCAUCUCUCCAUCUUGACUUUGGUCUUCCUGUGACUCUUUUUUCGAUGUCUUGGUGUUUAUUCUGUUGUUUUCCUGGCCCACUCUCUAGUGUUCAUGCUUGCCAGAUACCCUGGCCAUUGGCCAUUUUCUGUCUGUGCUAUGCUAAAAUGUCUUGCAACUUUGUUUCUGGAUCUUGUUUUCUUUGUUAUAUUGAGUAUUGAUAUUUGCAUACUCCCCUGAGCCAUGGACAGCCUUUCUCUCUGAUGUCUUGUGAUUGCCCAUAUCUCUGGUCUGUACGUCAUUGCUGGUAUGAUUACUGUAUCUGGGAACAAUCUGCCAUGUGCCAAGUCAUUUACCCCAAAUAUAGUGUUUCUUAUUUUGUUGUUCAGUUUAGCUGUUGUUGUACUCACAAGCAUGAAUUUUGUGAUCAGAUUUAAGUCAAAUUUUUAUCAUUCUCAGUUUGUCUCUCUGCCCCCCACCCCACCUUAUCAAAACAUUUAAAUGGUGGUUAGCGUCAAUUUCCCUAACCAUGUUGUCUAAUCUAUCGUUUGAAUCAAAAUGCUUUGAAAAUUUUGUAAAGGUGGUAAGCAUUUUUUUGUUGCUGAAAAAAUACAAUUUGUUUACAUUACAGAUCACCUUAUUUGAUCGACUUUCUGUCGCAACACCAAACAAAGAAUUCCCCACAUUGCCAAUUUUCAGGUGGUCUGAUCUUUUUGAAUCUGCAGCACCAACUCUGCUACUACCCAACCAGACUUUUUCUCUUUGUUUUUCCAUUUUAUUCUAUACCAUCUUUGACCCUUUGAGUUGGUUGCUUUUAGAAUUUAGAAUUUUGUCAGCUUCCUCGGAGUGACUUUUUGUUGGGCUUAGCUGAUUGGCAUUUGUGUUCAUGGUAUCAUCUUGUUCAUUAUAAAGUGUUUUACUCUAUUCUAACAGCAGUAAAAUAAACUUCUGGUACUUACUGAGAGUAUUGCCUGUUCCUUCUGUUUGGUAGGGACAGCACUUUUUUUGUGGUACAACUAAAUCUUCUCAAGAGCGAUCGCGUGGUGCAUCGUGGUGCCAACCAUUUGUUUCAGAUGGUUGGCUGUUACUUUAUAUGUGAGUGCCCCUGCAUAGUCCCCAUAUGCACAACAGGAAUUCCAGGAUCCUCUUGGCAGUGACAGAAAGCAGUACAAUUUUGACUUUCUUCAAGGGCUACAUUGUUUUGUCUGUUCUGUCAGAUUCCUCUCUUCAUCAUUUGUCUCGAGGUCCGUUUCAAACCUAGUACGUAAGUUGGAUCUGUAGGUAAAACACCAAAGGUGGGUCUCAGGGUGGAAUGACUAAGACAACUUGAGGUUUCAGGCACUCAUCUGCAUCGGAAAAGUUGGCCACUUGUAUUGUGCCACGUUUGUCCACAAUAAUGAGAGUGGGACCUAUCUAUAUCCUUGUCUGCAGGGUAGGGAAAUCUGCCCCCAUUCUUUCUACGAUUCCUUCAUAGGCAUCUUCAGAGGGUCUAACCCUGGCCUCUACCACCUGGAGCGACCAGGCAGGUAGUAACAGUUUUUUUUCCAUCCACCCUCUGACAUCCAUCUGGAUCUCUAACAACAAGGAAACCCUGUAUAACAAGAUUACUUUUAUUAAUUAAAUUUAAAAAUGAGCAAAUUGAAAUGCCCAAAUUUUCUAAAUCAACGCAAUACUCAUAGACCAUAAAAAUACAGCCUAAAGGAUGACAACAGUUUGUCAGUUUAGACAGAUGUAGUCGCCUUGAUGCAGCGUUACGUCGUUAAAUGGUUUAUGACGCUGAAAAUUCAUCCAUAUUGAAUUCUGACGUGGGCACGUGAUAUCAGAUGGUGCAACCAUUGGCUGAAGAUAAUGAUCAGCGUGACAAAUUGCCGUAGGAAAGCGCACACACUACGGUACGACGUUUAUAUCUAACAUGUUUGAUUCUCUCCUGACUUGUUGAAAAGUUGUCGUGGAGCAGCGCAGACAGGCCGAUAUUUUGUUGUAAGUGUGUCGGCCGACGAAAAAUCGUUCUGUGGACGUCGGGCUUUACUGCAAAUUUCAAGCAUUGUUUUUAUUAGUAUUAUGCGUCCUGUAUUAUAACCAAUUUAAGGGACCAUUUCCACAGAUAUUUGGAUCGAUCUAUCUUUCUGUCUCACUAAAUUGCUAUCAACUUAACCAGCUUAAAUGUCUGUCAGGCCUAGUAAAGAUACAAGGGGGUUAUUGUCUUUACCCCCCAGCUGAUUCGGUAGACGUGACAGACAUUUAAGCCAGUUAAGUUGAUAGCAAUUAAGUGAGACUCCCCAGAGAGAUAGACCGAUCCAGAUGGAUCGAUCUGCGCAGAUCCAGUUGGAUCGAACCCAGUCUAAAUCAUAGUAGUUUAAUAUGCAUUAUUUUAAAAGUUAAACUAAGUGGUUUUUUAGUUUUUAAAAAAACAUACAAUUUUUUUUUAAGUUUAUAGCAAAUUGUACCAUUUUGAAUGUUAGAUUUUGCUUUGGACAUUUAUAGAUUUGAAUUUUUGAUAUUUUUUUUACAUGUAUUUUUUUACAUUAACUGUAUCAAUUUGAUAACCAGUGUUUAAAAAGAGUUACAUGUAUUAAAGAGUGCUGUCAGUUUGUUGGCAUCUUAGGGCCAAAACCAAGGUCAAAGUAAUUACAUGAGAGUUACCUUUGCUAAAUUGAUGUUGAACCGGAUUCUGAUUUCAUGAGUUGAUUAGCAUGAAAGGGAAUAAGAUUGUAAUGAACAUGCAUAACUUCAGUCUUUUAAGUAAUUCUGUCAUUGUGAGUUUCUAACUAGAGUUUACUUCCUAUUCAAGUUUAAUGGUGACUAUGGGCGAAUCUCUGCCAGUUUUGGAGAUAUAAAGGACUUAAGUGUUGCAAAGUCCAGUUCAUCGUGAAAAGUAAGUCAAAGGUCAAUUUCAAGGUCACAGUUAAAUUGCCAGUAUAUGUCUUCCUAUUCAACUUCAUGAAAUUCGCCAUAAAUCUCGUACAGAAGAACUUAAUUGAAAUGAAGAAAAGGUCAUUUUGGUUGAUAUUUAUGAAAUGGAAGGUGCUUAGAAAUUCCAGAUGUUCGAAUUUCAUGAAAUAAAGUCUU